AUGUCACUGAGGAGGCAGGACCUGGUGUGCAUCGUGUGCUUCGGCAGCUAUGACCUGGCCACACGGUUGCCGCGGCGACUUCACUGUGGCCACGCCUUCUGCCAGGCCUGUCUGAAGAGACUGGACACGGUCAUCAACGAACAGGUCUGGAUCCCGUGUCCUCAGUGUCGACAGAACACGCCCCGGCCCAGAGGAGGAGCGGCCGGUCUGGACUUGGACUUGGCCUCCUUCCUGGGCGUGAAGGCCCAGCAGACCUGCACCUCCUCCUGCUCCCUCUCCUCCUGGAGCUCGGGGCGCAGGGAGGGGACGCCGGCGGGGGACAUGGCCCAGGACGGGAAGCUUUGGCUGGGGAAGGAGGUCACGGACGACGGCUGGUCACACGGAGGGCUGGCCGAGCCGCGCUUCCAUCGCUACGGAAACUGCUGCCCGCCGCCGUCCUAUUGGCUGUGCUGCUUGUUCUGCUGCCCGGGGCGGGGCUAA
Messenger RNA from Anoplopoma fimbria (sablefish), 480 nucleotides. RefSeq names its product ring finger protein 224 (gene rnf224). The transcript is spliced from 2 exons. The record is from RefSeq and is a predicted model, not a curated record. The coding region runs from base 1 to 480 and encodes 159 amino acids. Lineage: Eukaryota; Metazoa; Chordata; Actinopteri; Perciformes; Anoplopomatidae.